UUGCUGCCACGCCCAGCACCAGCUCCAGAGCACGUUGAGAGGCAGCUCCCAGCUCUGCCUCCAGUUGUGCGCCAAGCCCAGCGACUCUGCCAGAGCACGUUGAGCCAGGCCGCCAGAGGAGGCAGCGGGGUCAGUGCGGCGGAGCUGGACAGAAUGCUGCCCAAGGAAACAGCUACGGAGAGAGCCAGGGGGCGGAAGGGAGGCAGCUGAGCGAGUGAGCUGUGCAAGGCUGCAUCGGAGCGAGGAAGGCAGAGCUGUCGCAGGCUGCAUGCAUCUGAGUUUGACAGAAAUCACAGUGUACAGGGAAGGAGGACCAGAGCUGCACAGCCCCGAAGGACUCCAGGAGAGAUGAAGGAAAAGAUGGAAACUAGGAACCUGCAUGGCUGGAACAAGGAAAGGAUUAAAUUCUCAGCCCAAGUGCCCAGGUUUUGGGAAUCUCUGCACAGGGUCCUCUGCAAGGCUGUAUUGAGGACUCUCCGAUUCUCUCAGCAGCUCCAGUCAUGCCUCUUGGUAGCCUGGUCUCAGGAAGGAACCAUGACAAAGACUGGAGCCCCCAGGUGCAAUCUUUCCCAGAAUCUGAGGCUUUUGGUUCUACUGAGCUGUCUGGGGUCUACACUGCCUGCUGACACACGCUCUCUUAGUUGCAACGUCAUGGUCAAGACUCAUACCACACCUGGAGAGCCCUGUUGUGAAGGACAGUGCUCACUGGAUAGAGAAUCUUUCCUUCAGUAUGAUGACAACAAAGCCACACCUUUGGGUGACCUGGGAAACGCGGUUCAUGCCACUCAAAUGUGGACAGAUAUUGUGCAAGAGCUGGAGGAUUUGGGGCAUGAAUUCAGGAAGAACCUGGCUGAAACCAAACAGAGGAUGACCAAGAUCCAUGGUCACCCCACUUUACAGACCAUCAUACUUUGUCAGCUUGAACAAGGACAAAUCAUCGGUACCUUUUUGCAAUUUAACAUCAGUGGAAACUGCCUCAUGCUCUUGAACACAAUGAAUAUGAGCUGGACAUUGAUUAGUCUUGAAGUUGGAGAUAUCAUGAAUGAAUGGAAGAAUGAUGAGGAACUAACCAAGUAUCUGAAAAACCUCCUGAAAAUUUCUGUCACUGGCUCAAGGAACUCUUAAAGCUCCCCUGGGAAAGA
Peromyscus leucopus (white-footed mouse) is the source of this 1142-nucleotide messenger RNA. RefSeq names its product retinoic acid early transcript 1E-like. Gene Ontology annotation, cellular component: external side of plasma membrane. NCBI's taxonomy places the organism in Eukaryota, Metazoa, Chordata, Mammalia, Rodentia, Cricetidae. Gene Ontology annotation, biological process: positive regulation of T cell mediated cytotoxicity; antigen processing and presentation of endogenous peptide antigen via MHC class I via ER pathway, TAP-independent; antigen processing and presentation of endogenous peptide antigen via MHC class Ib. The transcript is spliced from 4 exons. The record is from RefSeq and is a predicted model, not a curated record. Bases 349 to 1125 code for a protein of 258 amino acids.